This is a messenger RNA of Hylaeus anthracinus, 2199 nucleotides long. RefSeq names its product CDC42 small effector protein homolog (gene Spec2). Bases 517 to 780 code for a protein of 87 amino acids. NCBI's taxonomy places the organism in Eukaryota, Metazoa, Arthropoda, Insecta, Hymenoptera, Colletidae. Gene Ontology annotation, cellular component: plasma membrane. Gene Ontology annotation, biological process: regulation of Rho protein signal transduction. The transcript is spliced from 4 exons. The record is from RefSeq and is a predicted model, not a curated record. Gene Ontology annotation, molecular function: small GTPase binding.
UCGUCCAAUCUCGUCUUCUUUCGGAUUUGCUCGGGGAUUCUUGCAACUUGCGAUAUAUGGGAUGGAUACGCUACGGCGCUACGGUAUAUUUCACUCUGCCGAUGACCGUUGAUCACGUUGACAUUCGGCUUUAUAAUUCCUAAAUUCGAAUCCUUUACAAACGGCAGCUGAAUUUCUCGAAAAAAAGAACCGAUAAAGUGAUUUUCAUUUUGACCUUGUACGAGAAAUCCCUUUAAAAGGUUAUGCGAUACGCAAUCAUCUUGCGAUGAUUUGGUAAACGGAUUAGAAGAAGAAGAAAGAAGGACGCAGAUUUAUAUACCGUGCGGAAAUUGAAAUUCAUACAAAAGUCUACAUUUUGCGAACUGGCACAUAUACAUUCAUCGAUCAAAAGGGUAUGUUUGUUUUGCUUUUUCCUGCUUUCGAGUUUCAAGUCACCACGAAGGUUAGACUGAACGACAGUACGGUCACUUGACGAUUCGUUCCAAGAUCAAAGUAAUUAAAACAAAUUAAUAAACAAUGGCUGGCAGUGGAGAACUUUGGGUGCAAUGUUUUACCUGUUGUUUAACACAACAAGGACCAAGGGCACGUAAUGGAAGACAGAGGUCACAUCAAAGAUUAAGGAUAGAUCGUAGUAUGAUAGGAGUACCAACGAACUUUAGGCAUACCGGACAUGUUAGUAGCGGCGAUAUCGAUAUGAGCAGUGCACAAUUAUCAAACAUUCAAGCACAGAUGCAAAUGAAAGGAGGCUACGAUACUUCGUACAGCGUUAAGGCAUGUUGAGAAUAGAUUAAGGAGCUUUUAGACUGGUCUGCGAACGAUCUUGUAACGAGACUAAAAAAAUGACUGAGUUUUUAAUGUCUAUGUUCCUUGUACUAAGACAAACAUACGUGCAGUUCAGUGUACAUACAAUCGUGCUCGGAAGAACUAACCGUUUUUGAAACAUUUUUAUUUAUAAGGAUAGGUUGAACACGCCGCAAUAAAAGUUACUACGGUUAAUGCAAAAACAGAAUUUGCAUUUCAACGAUAAUAAGGUGCAUUUCACUUUUGUAUUGUUUAUUUUUUAUUUCUGAGAUAAAGACUUGAUUUUCCACUGGAACACAAAACUGCCACAUUAUAAUACACGAUAUCUUUGAGGUGCAUUUUUUUUUUACUACUUUACAAUUAUUCAUUUAUUCGAAGAAAUCGACGUUUGUCGGUAAUAUACUAACACUAUAGCUGCUAUAUCACAUAUUAAUUGUAUCGCAGUCGUAGAUUUAUCAUGAAUAAGCAUUAAUACCAUUCUUGUACUUCCAAGUGAAAAUGUAAGUACUCCGCGUUAUGUAGUACUGCUUGUGUAAAAAGAAAAAAAAAAGAAGAAUGUACUUCGCAUGGUUCGCCUGUGCCGACUAACGAUUAAAUAUUUUAGCGUAUACGGUGAACGUCCAAGUUCACAAAGCACGGCCCAUUUUUCCUACUUCUGUAAUUCAUCCCUGAAUGGGAUGUAUAAACCUACAUUAGGUAAUUUUUGGAACGUAGAUGUGUUAAAAAUUGAACAAAAAUUAUUUGUACGUAUUCGCCUAGUCUAUAAUCAUUCUAUCACACCUCGUGAAUUAUAUUAGCCAUUCUUGGUUGAAUAUACUUUAAUCUUACAAAGUGUGAUCUCUGAAAGCUAUAACCAUGGACCAACGUGAAAUGCGAGAAGAGGAAUGAAAUCUUUAAGAAUUUCCUAAAAUCUAAUUUAUAUACAAUCCUGGACCACUGUAAAUUUAAUAAUGCAUUAGAUGAUCUUAUAAACAGUUAUUAGGUAAAUCUAACUCUUUUGAAACAUGUUUGUAUCCCCAUUUUUUGAUUGACUUCUAUGCACAUGGUAAAUAUUUAUACUUUUGAAAUCUAUACAAAAUAAUGUAAAAUUACAAAAUUAUAAUAUAUAAGUAUUUGAUUAACCAUAAAAAAUAUCAUGAACAUAGAUAUAAGUAUUGUAUUUAAUACGUCAGCAUAAAUUUAUGUAUUUGGAAAAUAGACUUCUUCGCGUGGUUGUUUCGAACACUAUAGAAAUAAGACAAAAUAUUUUAUUUUCAACUUCAUUCAGUAUAUUUAAUUACAUUUUUUAACAAUAAAACAACAAGUGGCGUUCAUAGAUCAAUUAUAAUGCAUCUCGUUUCAUACAGUUAAAUAUACACAUAUACAUAUAUGUAUAUAUACGCGCGCGCGCGCGUGUGU